Vicia villosa (hairy vetch) is the source of this 507-nucleotide messenger RNA. RefSeq lists its product as uncharacterized. The coding region runs from base 1 to 507 and encodes 168 amino acids. The record is from RefSeq and is a predicted model, not a curated record. NCBI's taxonomy places the organism in Eukaryota, Viridiplantae, Streptophyta, Magnoliopsida, Fabales, Fabaceae. The transcript has a single exon.
AUGACGCAUUUACCUAAAGUGGAUUGGAGAGUGCUGGUUUGUAAGAAUCGAGCUAGACCUCGCGCGGUGUUUAUCCUCUGGCUGGCAUGUCAAAACAGGCUCGCUACGAAAGACCGUAUUGUCAAGUUUGGAGUUGCUACUGACAGGAAGUGCAUGUUUUGUAGUUGUAAUGAAGAUGUGCAACAUUUAUUUUUUGAAUGUAACUAUACUAAGAAGGUUUGGGAAGCUGUUUUGGGGUGGCUGAAUAUUAACCACAAUGUCCAAGGUUGGUGUCAAGAAAGGAAGUGGUUGGAAAAAAUUUGCAGAAGCAAGAAUUGGAGAAGCAAGUUUGUACAGGUAGCGAUAGCGGAAACAAUCUACACUGUUUGGAUAGAGAGGAAUAAAAAGGUGUUUAAUAGAGAAUAUAGUGAAGGGCUUUUAGUGGAUAGUAUUAUAGAGAAUAUUGUUAUUAGAAUAUGGGUGAUUCCUAAAUAUAGAGAAAGAGUUGCCAAUCUUUUGGUGAAUUAG